AUGAGUACAUCGACCGUUUCCCCUAACGCGCAAGGUGCCGCAAAGAAAUACCCGCCUCCUGACAACUCAAAGUCAUACACUCAUGUCCCUCGCCGAAAGAUACCACCCAAAGGUUACAUUGGCUGCAUUCUGUCAAAGAUACAAGUGGAGCUCGGGCUGAAUGUGAUGGAGCCGAUGGAACAGGUUGGCAUUGUAGCCAUCUGCAUCAUUCUUGCGCUUAUUCUGCUGGGCAUUCCAAGUUAUUUAUUGUACUAUUUGUACAAUAGCUUUGCGGCGUAA
Messenger RNA from Trypanosoma grayi, 279 nucleotides. RefSeq lists its product as hypothetical. The transcript has a single exon. Lineage: Eukaryota; Euglenozoa; Kinetoplastea; Trypanosomatida; Trypanosomatidae. The record is from RefSeq and is a predicted model, not a curated record. Bases 1 to 279 code for a protein of 92 amino acids.